Scylla paramamosain (green mud crab) is the source of this 7044-nucleotide messenger RNA. Its product is annotated as coiled-coil domain-containing protein AGAP005037-like. The record is from RefSeq and is a predicted model, not a curated record. The coding region runs from base 387 to 2504 and encodes 705 amino acids. NCBI's taxonomy places the organism in Eukaryota, Metazoa, Arthropoda, Malacostraca, Decapoda, Portunidae. Gene Ontology annotation, cellular component: cytoplasm. The transcript is spliced from 13 exons.
AAGGAAUGCAUACUCUCUCUCUCUCUCUCUCUCUCUCUCUCUCUCUCUGGUCUUUUCAACAGUGAAAGUUAUCAAUCUCUUCCUUAUUUUCUUUCCCUGCAUUGCAUUUCCUUGCUUCUAUCACCUUAUACAAAAAAAGAAAAAGAAAAUAAGGAAAAGGAAAAGACAAACUGUCUCCACCACCUAAAAAGAAGAAAAAAGAAUGAUUGAUAAAGAAAAAAAUAUCAAACUUACGACUCAUAUCUUCGGCCUGACACAAAACCUCCAAAAUUGGGCAAGGGGAGAGAAAAAUCGGUAUCAUUUGAGAAGUCAGUUUCCUUCAGCGAUGACCUGCCUGACCUCAGCACCCCCCAAAGCAGCACGUCCCUGCAGCCGAGAAACAGCCUAUGAAGCCAGCGAUCAAGUGCUCCACCCUGCCCAGGAUGUCCUCCCAAGACUCCUUACGUGCAAAUAAUGGAGAGGCUCUCAGACCACUCAAGCCUGCCUCCACCCCCACUCCUCCUCCCACUACUACUACUACUACCACUACUACCUCUACCACCUCCCUCAAGCCACUGCCUCCGCCAAAACCUCCCAAUUUGAUGCUCACACGACCAUCUCUUUCACUUCAGAAUUCAACAGACCUGCGGCUCUCCCCUGAGGUGUACAACCAGCUGAGGGUGCUGCAGAAGAAGGCUAAGGAACUGCGCACUGACGUCAGGAACCUCCGCAAGACUUCCCAGGCCAAUGCUCUUACUAUGAAGGAGUUACUUAGGGACACUAUCAGCAAGAUUACGUCGGUGCUUCAGUCUAAUGAAGAGAGCUUACUGCAAGGCACCUCGGACGCUGAGAGGGCGAGGAUACAGCGGGAGGAGGCAUCUUACCGGCAGGACAUGAACAAGCUGGACAAGGACCUCUGUGACCUGGAGUUGAAAGUGGAGGAACUGCGGAACAACGUAAUCAAUCGGCGACUCCGUGUCAACAUGUCGGAUGUGGAAAACAUGGCACUUAUCCUUUCUAGGUCAAGCAAAACAGUGGCGGACUUGAAGGCAAAGUUUCCGAUCCUCCAAGAUGGACUGAAGGAUCUUAUAUCAGCCGAGAUGGAGAGAGCAAUUUGCAAUGAGAAGUUCCUGAAAGAAGAGCCUGACAAACUGGAGAGUGCGCUGAGAAGGUGCAAAAAGCUCACUGGCACUUUGGUUACUCUCAAAAGGUUAGCCUCGGUGCAGGAGCAGAGAGUGCCCCCCUUAGGGCCAGGUGGCGUGCCGGUGGGUGUGGCCAAUGGAGAUCCCCGGGCCACCUCCCCCACCCCCACAGAGGACCUCCGCGCCUCCAGCAGUAAGGUAGAAGACCGAAAUACCCCCAAGUUGGAUGUUGGCCAUCAGCCCGGUGUUGUCCCGAGCCCUCACCUGGCACACCCCGGAGCCACCGACGGACAGCCGCGCCUUCGUGCAGAGAACGCACUCGACGCUCUGCUAGACGAGCUGCAGACCUUUGCCCAGCCACCCUCUGAGGCCGGCAGCCGCAAGAGCAGCCUGGAGCCGCCCCCCACACCCCAGAGCACCACCGCACCUGCCACGCUCACCGCCAGCACCACCGUCAAGCGGCUGCCCUCCUUCCCCAGCUCUGACUCACAGUCCUCACCUGUCAAGACACCUGCCAGUGCCCUGUACCCUGGGGCGGCCAGCACGCUGCCCCGGGCAGCCAGCUCCAACCCUGCCCUCCCCCCACGGGAGGGGCCUGGCCAGAAACUUGGCCUGGCCCAGGUGCUGCAGGGCAUGGGCCAGCCUGGCGACCCACACCGCCUGCCGCCGCCGCCGCCGCCCCGCACCUCGUCCCGCUCCCCCAUGCUGUCGCCCACAUCACCGCUGGCACCGGCUGGCCGAGCCGUGUCUCUGCCACCAGGUGGGCCAGUGGUGUCCAAGGUGGGCGAGGUGCUGCGCAACGCUGAGGGCCGGGAGCUGUAUGGCCCAGUGCUGAGGCAGCGGCCGCCGCUGGGACGUGGCUCCUUCAGUGAGGACUCCACCGCUUCCUCUGCCUCCACCAACAGCUCCACCAGCAGCGCCAAAGCCGGCCAGUUGUCCUCCAAUAGCAGCAGCACAGAGAGCGUCAACUCCCAGGAGGGGGCGGCACCCCACCGGCCACUUGGCACUGGUGGGCCACCCCCCACGCCUCCCCCCAAGCAGCGGCAGGAGAACCUGGAGGCACGCCACAUGGAGCUGCUGCGGCGUCAAAGGCAGCUGCAGGAGCAGUACCAGCGGCUGCAGUCAUUACAGCGGAGUGGUGGCCGGCCCACCCCAGCCAACAUAGACCUGAAGAAGACCGGCAGUGAGAGUAACCUGACAGCACGUCUGGGCCUGUCCCUUGCCCCUGCCCCUCCCCAUGGCUCCCUCUCAAACCUGUCCUCCCCCAGCACCCACACCAACACCCUCCCCAACCCCAAGACCUCCUCAGCCGCCCUUUCGGCAGGCAACGGUGGCCCCACCUCGCGCCGCCCUGCUGGCCUGGUGGAGACGGACAUCCUCUGAGCCGCUGCUGCUGCACCCUCUGGGAUGUGUACAUAUGUACAGCACACACACGGACGGAUGCCAUGCUGCAAGGGACAGCAGCACAGUGCUAUUCCUUCGGAACCUUCUCUCAUUGUUCUUGUCGCCGCAUGAUGUUUGUCAGCGCUGAUGGGACGCCGCGGCCCCACGCCACAUGUGGCCGCUGCCGCACCAAACAAUCAAAACAGACUCUGCCCACCACCAUUUGGCCAAGGAGGGCCGGCGCAUGCCCGGCCACACUGUCAAGUCCUGUGUGAAUUUGGAUUGACUGGUUGCUCAAGAUGAAGGCAGGUCAGGCAGGUCAGGCAGGUGCAGGCUGAGGCAGUGCAGGCCCUGCCUCUCCCCUUCUGGGCCUCCUGCACAGGUGACAUUUCUGCCACUACAAGCAAUUAGCUCACACAGGUCUGUGGCUGGGGAGCAGCAGCAGUAGCAGCCCAUGGGUGGCUCAUAGCACAGCAGGACAAAGCCAACCAGUAAUCUGACCUGCCUCCAAAUUGGUGGUGAAAUCUCCAAUCUCAUGGCCAGAGGACAUCCCAGAGAGUCAGUCCUCUGUGGCAAAAUGGUGGAGUCCUGCAGGGAAUGUGCUGGAUGCUGCAUUCCAUCAAAAUUAACAGGAAUUACUAUGUUAAGAGGAUUUACACAAAACAGUCAAUCAGAAUCUCCCCCCACCCUGCCUGAGGGUGCAUGAGGCAGACAGACAAACAGACAGACAAACAGACGGGCGGUGCUCAGGGCUGCAUCUCCAGGGUGGACAGAACCGUGUGCCACCAUUCCUACCAUGGAAGGAAACGCUCAUGUACAUAAGAUUUAUAAAACAAAGUCACACACGUUCUAUGUAUUUACUGUACGAGUAUGUAUGUCUUAAGUUCUGGGACUGCCCUCCGCCUCCUGCCCUUGGGUUCUCCCCCACGGUGGCAUGCGUGGUGGUGACUGCCGCAGCACACAUCUUGCAGAGCGGCCAUGGGGCUGUGUGACGGCACGCAGGCCGGGGCAUCACACAGCACCACAACACCACCACUCCAGGCCAGACCUUGACCCUCACACACGCUGGAAACAAUCACUCUGACUGUUCAACUCUGACGGGAUUCUCACUAGUUUCCUUAGCGCUGCGUCGCUGGCUGGUGAAGACUGCCAGUGCCUCGGCUCAGACAGUAUUUACACACCCUCAGGAAUCUGCCGGAUGUCACUAUUGAUAGCAAAGAAAGUAUAAAGAGAGACAAUAAGUCCUUACAGCAGCAGGCUCCUCAAGUUUGGUGCACUACCAAGACCAGGCUGUGGUGUGUCUGCCGGUGCUGGCAAGAUGAGCACCCUGCAGCAACACCUCACCUUCCUUGCUAUCCUGACCUGUCCUCUCCUGCUCUCAACCAAAGGUUACUCAGUAUUAAUAAGAUGCUGCCCCUGUGUGUUCCCCUGGAGUCUAGCGCAGUGCAGGGCAGGAGUGUGCUGCACUGCUCGGGGCUGACAGCUUCUCCGUGUGUUUACCUCCUCCUGGCCCAGCUGUGAUCCCCCAGCAGUGAAUGCAUGACCAGAACACCCCUUAAUUCAUUGUUGAUAUUCAUUAUUAAUCUCAAGAACGUACGUAACACUGACUCAAAGGGAGGAAAGAUAAUAAAAGAUGUUAUGUAUACUAACAAUAACAACAGGAAAACUUUCACAUCAUCAUCGUCUCGUAGCUUUUGAUAUCAUUUUCCUAAACCGUGAUGAAGCUUGUAACUCGCGCGUGUGUUUGAUAACCGAGUAUCUCUGUAGCUGCGUAUUUCAGUACAACAACCCUGGAAGGACAGAGUGUGAAGAGAGCAAGUGGGGCCAGCUGCCUUGUAGAGAUCAGACUAUAGAGCUGUGUGGCAACCCUUCAACACACACACACACACACACACACACACACACACACACACACACACACACACACACACACGUCUCUACAGUCACACAAUACUCACACAGUACUCAUAGCUCAAGCUGUUCUCUUCUUCAUGAGUGGUACAAGUUCUAGUCUCCAUAACAGCACUACAGCAGUCUCCUCUACAGCACCUGACACCCACAGGAGUACAUGACCCGCUCAAUGCACUCUUGCCAUUGCGCUGAAACACUUAUGGUUCCGGCGAUGGCCUCUGUCAGAUGGUAUUCCUUCUGUGCCAAAAAUCAAUCAGGAGUCGGCCUCUUUGCUGUGUGCAAGUAAAAAAAAACAAAAAAAGCAAGGGAAAGAAAGAUUGAUGGACGGGAAAGACAUUAUUGUGAGAAACUGUAGUUUGUGACUAAGCAAUAUUUUGUAUGUUUGUCCGACGAGUUAUAGCAACAAUCAGUGUUAUCUACCUCUGUGACUCACCAGUGCUCCUCCUCUGUGACGUGUGUAACACAACAAGACAUGGAGAGCAGGUUAAAGGAAAACGCAGCAGCCAUGGCCAGAGUCUUUUACAUUUCUGCGAGGGCUGCCGCAUCAAAACUCAUAUCACAACAUAAUUAAUUUGUUUUAUAUUUUACGGUAGAGAAGAAGAAAAAAAUCGAUGACAAACUUUGGCAAUUUUGAUGUAUCAUCUCGAGAGUUCUUUCCGCCACUGUCUCGGUGGCUCGCUUUCCUGUGAUUCGUUGGAGUUUUGUUCCCUGCCAGCCAUGCGAGUCGGCAACGAGGAAUUUUGUUGUUUCUGUGGCAUAGCUAGAAAUCUGCCAGGGUUUAUUUUCUCUCAGUGUGCUGCUUCUGAAGACAAGACAUACAGGAAGUCUUUGGUUCACGCCACUUGUCAUUCUGUGCCGCCAGUCGUCUCUCUGCAGCCUCACGCUGGCCCCUGUAUUCCAAAACAUUUCAAACUCACCUCAACUGUUUUUUAACAGUCUGUAGUAGAUGUUACCAGGUUUCCAAGAGUGUAUGACUUUUUGUGGUAACAGGUCCUGCGCCAUCAGUAGAAGAAGCACCCAUGCAAACCUAGUCAUCUCAGCAGCUUUUGAAAACAAGAGAGAGAACAAAACAUUUAAGAGUACAGGGCAAGGAGAGCCAUCAUACAUGACCUCAGGGUAGCUUCAUGGUACCUCUCCUCUGGUCUGGCCUGCAGGAGUGACUAUAGCAAUGAAUAAGUGGCGUGACCCAACAGCUUCCUAUAUUCCUCAGUCCCAUAGGUGCCUAGAAUGAAGACGAUCAUAUGAGUAGCCUGCCCUGCACGCCCUCGGCCGCCCCACCGACACCCUCACGUCACCACAGAGUAAUGACGGUCUUGUGCUGUAAGAUACGAGUGUAUUUAUUACGGAUUGACUUUCAGGGUGUGUGACGGAUGUUUCUAGACGUGCAAUAGUUUGAAGGAGCAGUAAGAUGUCUUGGUUAUCAUGUGAACAAAAUGUUUUCUUGAUUUGUGAAUGUGUGUAUGAUAGUUUUCAAGAGUUGUAAGAUAUCUUUGUUUCUCUUGCAGAAUUAAUUUAUUGAUAAUUUCUGAAUGUGUGAUACUUUCAAAGAUUCACAAGAUAUCUUUGUUUUCCUGUGAAUUCAAUAUUUUCAUUAUUUAGGAAUGUACGAUAAUUUCAAAGAGUUGUACAAUAUCUCUGUCUCCUGGUGAACUGAACACCCUUAAAACUCCUUAGCAUAGUCAGAAAACAGAAUACAUACAUUUUUAUAAAUUUUUCACCACUAAGAAAGCAUAACACAAGCAGUGCCAAAGUAAUGAAUGAAACAGUCAUGACACAUUUUCUAAUAGACCAAUGCCGUGUAGGUCAAGGCAGGACCAAGGUGGCGGUGGUGGUGGCCCCGGCAGGACGUGCAGGCGGCCCCUCAGGGUAGCAAAGUCUCACUCUUCCUGCCGCCUCUGCUUCACCUUCAUGUUUUCGCCUUAUUAAAUAGUCUACAUAAAUUUAUCAAUUAAAAGAAAGAAAGCCUUCACAAAAUAGUGUUGACAUAAUGCAUGGAUAGAUAUUAUGAGUUAAUUCUUUGUAACUUUAAAUUUCUGUAAUAUACAUAUGCAUAUAUUGUAAUUUUAUAAGGAGUUCUAACUUAUGGGAAGGUGUGUGGUGGUGUGGUUAGAGGGACACACUUGCUGUGCCGCCAUGGUGCAGGUGUGGGGUACUUAAUUAACUGGGUUCUCAGGUGAUGUGGAAGAGGAGAGAGAUUGAGGUGCAUUCAUGAAGCUGCAGGAAAAUGGGAAAGCUUGAAUAAACAAAAAAAAUGUAUGCAGAGUUACUGUUGUGUUUCAUUACUUAAAAAAGAAAUGUUACAAAAACUAAAUAAAUAAUAAAUAAAUAAUAAUAAUAAUAAAGUAAAGAUUAAACGUUUCAUGUCUGUCCGAGUCUAGUUCCUUGCGUCUUGUUAAUUUCCUUACGAUGGGCUCAGCGAUUUUAAGAACUACAUUAAUUUUUAUCCUUUCUUUUUAUCGAAUCUCUAGGCUUAAGCGUUCCUUCUUGCCGAGGCGAGGAAUUACUGUUUCCGGGAACCCACCACAAGAGCCGAGGGUUGAUGAGAGCUGGUAUGUGUACUAUAUGUCCUGUUAAACUUAUUUCAAUGAUAAAAAAAGAUAUGUUUGCCACAAAUAAAACUGCAAUUACA